This is a messenger RNA of Lineus longissimus, 2421 nucleotides long. RefSeq names its product kelch-like protein 20. Gene Ontology annotation, molecular function: protein binding. The record is from RefSeq and is a predicted model, not a curated record. Lineage: Eukaryota; Metazoa; Nemertea; Pilidiophora; Heteronemertea; Lineidae. The coding region runs from base 199 to 2043 and encodes 614 amino acids. The transcript has 8 exons.
GGCGCUUUGAGAACCAAAAAUCUCUUCAGUUUCAUCCGACCGAAAAUUUGAGGAAAAAACAGCGUUUUCUCGUUGAUUUAUUUACGUCAAGGUGAAGAUUCCUACACUUUCAGAAAUCAUGGUUGAUUUCAAAAACAUGUCCUGUUGGUAGCUAGCGCCUUUUGCUGUUUUGAAUCACUUCUUGGUGUUCAGAAAAAGAUGGCAGACUCCUUACCAUUCAAUCAUGAAGCUUUGAUGAGUCGGCAUGACACCGGCUACAGCGAUGGAGAAGUCAGCUAUAUGUCAGAUGAUAGUAGCUGCGAUGGUGAUCACCGAUACUGCAGCGAAGACCACUCGAAGGGGAUCUUGGAAGGACUAGAUAGCUUGCGGCAAGAAGGCCGAUUCUGUGAUGUGAGGAUCUGUGUUGAGGAUCGUGAGUUUCCGUGCCAUCGGGCAGUGCUUGCUGCAUAUAGUGCAUAUUUCCGAGCCAUGUUUUCCAGUGAACUCAUGGAGAGUAAGCAAGAUAAAGUCACCUUGAAUGGUGUUGAGGCGCAGAUGAUUUCAUUAUUGAUUGACUAUGCAUAUACCGGAGAGAUCCUUCUGACCAAGACCAAUGUCCAAUCCCUCCUAGCGGCAGCAAGCCUCUUGCAGGUUUUACCCGUGCAAGAGGCAUGCUGUAAAUUCAUGGCUAAAAAUAUGGACGAGUCAAACUGUUUGGGUAUUUGGUGUUUUGCUGAACAAAUGUCUUGUACGGCUUUACAGAAGAAAGCAAAAAACUUCACGCUGCUUCAUUUUAAAGAUGUGUAUGCAUCAGAAGAGUUUGGCAGCCUUCAGCAUACAAAGUUAACAGAACUGAUCUCAAGUGAUGAAUUAGAGGUGGAUAAUGAAGAACUCGUUUACAAUGCUGUUGUUAGGUGGCAUGAGAGUGACGUUGACUGCCAUAAGGACCAAUUUGAGUUGGUCUUCGAACACAUACGCCUACCGCUCAUCAGUCCAUACUUCAUGUUCGAUUGUGUCGAGAAAUAUCCUGCCGUUGUCAGUUCAAAUAAAUGUCGCCAGUUAGUGGAAGAGGCCAAAGUUUACCAUUUGUUACCAGACAGACGCUCAGAACUACGCUCAGCAAGGACGAGACCAAGAAAAGCUUCAGAUACAGUUGAAGUGGUUGUCGCGGUUGGAGGAGAAGACGAUAAAGUUGUCUUGCGAAGUGUUGAGAGUUACAACCCCCAAGUGAAAGAAUGGAGAACGUUGGCGUGUCUUCCUUUUGCUGUCAGUAAACAUGGUUUAGUUGUUUCAGGAAAUAAUCUGCUGUAUCUUGCUGGUGGUGAGUUUCCUGACGGUUCUGCCAGCAAGGCUUUCUGGAGGUAUGAUCCGACUAUGGAUACCUGGCAACAAAUGGAAUCCAUGAACGUACCAAGAUCCGAGCUAGGACUAGCUAUGUUGGAUGGCCAUGUCUAUGCUGUGGGUGGUUGGGAGGGAUGUUCUCGACUUGACAGUGUUGAGUUCUACGAUCCCAGUACUAAAGUUUGGAAGUUCGUUGCAAAUAUGAAAAUGGCGGUGACAAGUCCUGCUGUUGUUGUGUUAGAAGGCCGCCUCUACGUAACUGGAGGGGCUGUGCUAGAAGAUGGAGAUGGAAUUGACCUUGUUCAGAGUUACAACCCGAAGAAUAACACCUGGACACAGCUACCGUCCAUGUUAAUUGCUCGAUCAGGAUCUGCUGCUUGUGUGUUGAAUGGGCGUAUAUAUGUCAUAGGUGGAUGGCAUGCUUCCACUGAGAACACCAACAAGGUGGAGAGAUACAAUCCACGAAAACGUGAAUGGGAGAGCCGGAAUCCAAUGAAUGAGCGGCGAUACCGACCAGGGGUUGCUGUGGUUGAUGGCAAGAUAUAUGUGCUGGGUGGCGAAGAGGGCUGGGACAGGUACCAUGACACUAUUGAAUGCUACGACGAAGCUAAAGAUUUGUGGAGUGUCAUUGGAGAGAUGGCGUCGAGUAGGAGCUGGUUAAGCUGCGUGUGCAUGCGCGUUAAACAGAAGAAAGAACAAGAUGGAAUGGCCAGUGUUGUUUAGGAGACAUGAACAAUAUCUAGGUGAUGUGGCGGUUCAUUCAGUGCUAAGAAUGAAUGUCCUAAACUUCAGUACAGAUGCGUAUAUGCUGAUGCCCAAAGUCCCUUUGUAUGUACGCAAAACAAUCAACAGUUGAUACUGGUGUUCAUGAUGUAGUCAGUGGCACAGACACGUGUGUUCUUUUUAUUAUGUUUGAUACAAAAAUGUAGCAUUAGUAUCUAUGGGUAUGUGAUACCAUUCUCAACCACUGUGUUCAUUAUUCAUCUAUCUAAAUGAGAUAUCUUUUAUGACAAGCAAGAAUAAAAAAGAUAACUUGCCUUUAUUCUUGAAAACCGCUAAAAUAAAAAGUAUAUGUAAAUCUGUACAUAACAAUACAAUAAA